This is a messenger RNA of Camellia sinensis, 2259 nucleotides long. Its product is annotated as rop guanine nucleotide exchange factor 1. Lineage: Eukaryota; Viridiplantae; Streptophyta; Magnoliopsida; Ericales; Theaceae. Gene Ontology annotation, molecular function: guanyl-nucleotide exchange factor activity. The record is from RefSeq and is a predicted model, not a curated record.
GGACAACUCUGCAAACGCCGUACCCUUUUACUUUUGCAGCUUCUGUUCAUUACACAGAGAGAGAAAAAAAAAAUUGUAGAGAGUGAGUGAGGACUUCUUUUGCAGCUUCAUCAUCAUCAGGGAAAGAAGAGUACGUUGUGAGUAAACCUGCAUUUUGCUUUAUCUUCUUUUUACUUUUUCUCCACCACCACCAUCACCAUUUCUCUGCAAUUCACAGACCACGCGAGACAUUCAUUGACGACGAGAUGUGCAUCUAAGCUUUCACAGAACAAGUCAGAGUCUUUUGAUCGAUUGUCUAUGGGGAGUGUUUCGUCUGAAGAUGGCUCGGAUCGGCAGAGUGAGCUCUGUGGAAGUUACAGCUUGAGUGCCGAUGUGAGUGAGUCCGAGAGUUCGAGUAGUUUCUGGUACCGCCUCUACGAUGCCGAUGGAGCUUCGAGUUCGAUGUCAUCGUCUCCGUUCAAUUUCCGUCCGGUGACGGGAAAUUCCUGUUUUCCGCCGGCGGCACCGCCGUUUAUGUUUCCGGUGAUCGGCGGCAAAGAUGUGGUUUGGGGCGAUAAGCCGGAGAAACGUGAUACUGAUUUGUCUGAAGUUGACAUGAUGAAGGAAAGAUUUUCUAAGCUUCUACUUGGGGAAGACAUGUCCGGAGGGGGUAAAGGAGUCUGUACUGCCCUUGCAAUCUCAAAUGCGAUCACAAACCUCUCUGCCACUGUGUUUGGGGAGAUCUGGAGGUUGGAGCCAUUGGCAUCACAAAAGAAGGUAAUGUGGUGCAGAGAGAUGGAAUGGCUGUUAUGUGUGAGCGAUUCAAUUGUGGAGCUUGUACCUUCUAUACAGCAAUUUCCUGGUGGAGGAACAUACGAAGUCAUGGCCACGCGACCAAGGUCUGAUUUGUACAUGAAUCUGCCCGCUCUAAAGAAACUCGAUGGCAUGUUAAUUGGCAUCCUUGAUGGGUUUCAAGAGACAGAGUUUUGGUACGUUGACCGGGGCAUAAUUGUGCCUGGUGUAGAUGAUUGUGAUGUGUAUGUAUCGGGCACAUCUGGUGGGAGGCCUUCAAUUAGGCAGGAAGAGAAGUGGUGGCUCCCAUGCCCGAAAGUUCCUCCAAAGGGUUUAUCAGAGGAUGCAAGGAAGAGGUUGCAGCAAUGCAGGGAUUGCACAAACCAGAUACUCAAGGCAGCAAUGGCGAUCAAUAGCAGCGUUCUUGCUGAAAUGGAGAUUCCAAGUGCCUAUUUGGAGACCUUGCCUAAGAGUGGAAAGGCUUGUCUAGGUGAUAUCAUCUACCGCUACAUAACUUCUGAGAAAUUCUCACCAGAUUAUCUUCUUGAAUGCCUAGACCUGUCAUCAGAGCAUCAUACACUAGAAGUGGUGAACAGGAUUGAGGCAGCUGUACAUGUGUGGAAGCAGAAAGACCAAAGAAAACAUACAAAACACCCUAAAGCUAAGCGUUCAAAUUGGGGAGGCAAGGUUAAGGGCCUUGUCUCUGAUGGUGACAAAAGUCAGUUCCUGGCACAGCGAGCAGAGACACUUUUACGUGGCCUGAGACUGCGUUUCCCUGGCCUUCCACAAACUGCGUUGGACAUGAGCAAAAUUCAAUACAACAAGGACGUAGGACAGUCGAUUCUUGAAAGCUACUCAAGGGUAAUGGAGAGCUUGGCCUUCAAUAUAAUGGCAAGGAUUGAUGAUGUCCUUUAUGUAGAUGAUGCAACUAAGCAAUGCGCUGUAGCCGAAUCGAAGUCCUUUUUCAGCAGGGGAGGUUUGGGUGGUCUUCCCGUUCAAAAACGGAUGUCGCCUAGUCCCUUCUCAAUUCAGCAUAGCCCUUAUACCUCUGCAUUUGCUACUCCAACAUUCUGUUCUUCCCCUCCGCCAGUCCAAAGCCCCGGUAGAGCACCACAACUCUCAAGUAAGAGCAGUAUUAAAGGACCACUUUGCCAGAAGUUGGAAAAACCAAUGCCUGCUGAGUUGGAGAAAUCUUGGUCAUAUUCUGGGAAACAUAGUUCCAGAAGAAUUUCAGGGGAUGCUCCUGGGGGCGAUUAAGUGAAAUCUUAGGAUGUUGCUUUACCUGAUUAAUGUCACUUAUGGUGGUAGGGCUGAAGAUAGUUGGCAGUUACAAUCUUUGUAUAUUUGUUUUGGUAGAUAUAGCAUGGUUUAAAGUUCUGACCAAUGGGGUUUACCUGACUCUAGGAUUAUAUUAUUAUUGUAUUAUCUUGACUUUGACUACUGAUUAUCGCUUUAACUCAAAAUCGUUGACUAUAAAUCUGUUGCCAA